Molecule: messenger RNA, 5400 nt
Organism: Penaeus chinensis
Lineage: Eukaryota; Metazoa; Arthropoda; Malacostraca; Decapoda; Penaeidae
Product: carbohydrate sulfotransferase 11-like
Exons: 5
Coding region: 1950-3059 (369 amino acids)
Biological process (GO): carbohydrate biosynthetic process
Cellular component (GO): membrane
Molecular function (GO): sulfotransferase activity
Source: RefSeq, a predicted model, not a curated record
ACUGUGACCGCUGUGGAGAGAGAGUGUGUGGCUCCGGCUUUCUCGGUAGUGUUGUCUCAUAAUUAUAAUUGCUAAAGGAAAAUGGACCACAAGGGAUUGUAAGGCAUGCUAGGCUCAAAGAGGAACCGAAGCUGAGCGAAAUAUGCAAUGGAAAGGCUUGAGACUCUCACUCCGGACGAGAUCUGUCUCCUCCUGCAACUCCCCCGCAACCUGACAGUGGAGGCCUAGAUUUGAGAGAGAGAGAGAGAGAGAGAGAGAGAGAGAGAGAGAGAGAGAGAGAGAGAGAGAGAGAGAGAGAGAGAGAGAGAGAGAGAGAGAGACGGAGAGACGAGUGUUCAGACGGUCCUUCACCCGUCGAGUUCAACAGCCACUCGAGGAGGAUCUCCAGCUAUCGCGUCGGGGAGUGACAGCUGGCUCCUUUGUUCUCCCGACGGAAGUCUUCGCAACAACUUUUCUCUUCCUCUCUGCGUUUCCCAUUUCCAUCUUCGUUGUGUUUUUUUAAUUUCAUUUGUCGUUCUCCUCUUCACCUUUUUGCUUUCAAAUCUUUCUCUCCUUGGCUCUCCUCAUAGGGCAAUUCGUCCUCCCAAACGUGCUGAGGAAGCCUUGAUGCCUUGGUGAAUAAAGCGCCAUCCUGAGUUUUGGCUGUUCCUCCUCCUCAAUAAACAUAUAUCUGAUUCCUCGUCCGCCGAAGACAACGCCAACAAACCCGAGAAAGAGAAAGAAGAGCCAAAACUAGCGUCGUUAGGCUAAGCCUCAUUCAUUACGAAGGCAACAUCGCCGACGUAACACCCGAUCAGUGUAUGAAUACAUGAAUGGAGGAUGAGUCGAGCAGCUGACCUGGACGCCGCCUUUAUAGCCUUCGAAGGUCGUCAGUCGUCCUUAAGUCACGUAAAGUAAGUCUUUAGCUCUCUAAGAAGGACGAGGACCGAUGGCCAAUCACCAGAGACAUUAGGCUCAUUGAGGAGAAGUACAUGUUAAUCUGUUUUCAUAUCAAGUCAGCACGAGACAAAAGCGACCUCUAGAAGAAGCUCUCUGUCGGAAGACCGUCUCCGGCGAGGCCUGACAAGAGAUAGGAGUGCAUGUCUUCUGGUCGUCCUCCUGCCUAGACCCGUGGCGUCCUAUUAGAGAAUAAGAAUAUUAUCUUGCCAAAUAAGUUCCCCGUCCCUAUCCCCUCCUCCCUCGACCACCACGGGCUCAUUCGAUUCCUCAGAUACACCCAUAAGUAUUUUCCCCUCACUUUUUCCCCUCACUCCCUUCCCCGGAGAGCACAGUCCAAGUCGCCUUCCUCUGAACGCGCGUGUUCCAUCCCCUUCCCUCCGUACCUCCCUCCCUCCACCUCCGCCCCGCCCCCCGUGACACAUAUCAACCCCCUCGAUGUCUCCACAUUUCAAUGCCGUCCCGAGAUUACGUCCUUACAUGCAAUAUUUUUCCUUUCCUCUCUUCAUACAUCUUCGGAAUUUAUAUCUUUCUCAGACUCCAAACCACAUCGAGAACGCCGCUUUGCAGAUCCUGUCGAAUGAAGGAGUUUAACUGCAACUUCUUUUCCUUUCUCUUUCAUCUCUCAUUGACGUGAAGUUGCAGAUCUCAAAGGAUUAAAGAGAAAUAUAUUUGUAUCUUCACACAUUACUCAAGUUUGAUUUAAUUACGCAACUUUUUUUUUUUUUUUCAUUCCCUCAUCCAAUCCGAACCAGCAUCCGUAUUUGUACACACACACACAUACGUUUAUAUAUGCAUACACAACCCCUAAGUAUGAUAAAGAAGAAAGCAUACCCCAGCCAUUUCGUACGACACACCUAAACCACCUUAAGAAAAAAAAAAAAAAAAGCCUCAGAAAAUAUUAAAAAAAAAAAAAAAUCCCAGUGCCACCCCAGGAUUACCCACAACCUGGCCCGCGGGAAGAGUGCCUUAACUGGCAUCGCUGAAGAGGCAGAAGGAGGCGGAGGUGGGUGAUGGAGCGAGAACAUGUCGUGCGUCUGUUGGCGGUGUGCCUGGCGCUGCCCUCCCUCGUCUACUACAUCCUGAUGGGCAGCGACACCAGCACCGUCAGAUACCAUCCGCUUCCUACUGAGCAGUCGUCACCGUCACCUCCAGCGGUUGACUCUUGUGCCACGUGCGACCCCGAGUUCGAUAUUGACGUGGGUGGCGUUCGCGCAGACGACCCGGAUGAGCUGUGGUGGAGCGACUGGGAGAAAGUGCAGCGCAGCAGAAGGGAAGCGCUCGCCCACGGAUGCAAGCACCACAAGAACCUCCGCGGCAAGUCGUUCUUCAAGCUGGUUACCAACCGACGCUAUCUCUACAACCUCGUGAUCGACGAUAAGCACAGGACUGUGUAUUGUUACGUGCCGCAGGUUGCAUGCACGAACUGGAAGCGGAUGAUGAUGAUUCUCUCCGGAAGAACGAACAAGACCGAUCCGCUCGCCAUCCGCUCGUACGUCCCGCACGUCGAGGGGGUUCUGCCCAGACUCUCCUCCUCGCGAAUGACGAGCUCGCUGCUCCAUCACAAACUCCGAACGUACACCAAGUUCCUGUUCGUGCGCCACCCCGUGGAGCGCCUCGUCUCCGCCUACCGGAACAAGCUGGUCAUCAACUCCACGUCGGCGGCAGACUUCAAGCGCAGGUACGGCGUCAAGAUCCUGAAGAAGUUCCGCAAAGGCGACGCCGUGCAGAACAUCUCGAAGACAGGCCACGGCGUCACCUUCGCCGAGUUCGUGUCGUACCUGAUCGAGAAGCGUCACGACAGCCCGCAGAGCAUGAACGAGCACUGGGCGCCCUACGUGGAGCUGUGCCACCCGUGCUUCAUCAAGUACAACAUCAUCGGCAAGUACGAGACGCUGGAGGAGGACGCCGAGUACGUGUUGAGGAAGAUCGGGGCGCCGCCCAAGCUGCACUUCCCGCCUCUGGUCAUGUCGAAGACAACCGCGCUCGUCGAGUCUCACAUGAACACGCUCACGCCCGCGCUCAGGAAGAAGCUCUACGACGCCUACCGGCUCGACUUUAAGCUCUUCGGAUACGAUUAUGUGAAGGAGAAAGAUUAUGUGACUCAAGAAAAUGGCAGUUAGUGCUUUUGGACAUUUGAAACUUUCUCUUUUUUCAAAAGUAAACUUAUAUUCACGGAAGAGAGGCAGUGCGUUGCGAAAGCUGAUUUAAGUUCUUUGUACAGCUAUUUACAUACACACGGAUGAUUUUCCAGGAUAUCGCAGCGCCGUUUUGCCAAUACAUGAUAGAGAUCGGAAUUUAGUUCCUCUGCUUAGUUUAUAGUUUUCACGAAUGACGUCAGCAUCUCUCCUUCACCUUAUUCGUUAAUGAUAUUUAAUACCCAAACUCAAGCCUACGAGUGUUAACCCCUUAUCGAAAAUCUGACAUUAGCUACGAGACAAGGCAUGGAAAUUAUAAAGAAAUUCAUGUAUGUGAUGUUUGAAAUCGAGGUAAUGGCUGAUAUCUUCCAUUUCGUCAGAAAAUUGCCAUUACUACUUCUUGGUGUUGAAAGAGGACCAUACGUUUGGUACAGUAUUGCAUAUCUGCAUUCACUAUUUGACGAAAGAUAAAGGUUGUUGUUGAUUUUAGUGCAACAUUUCUGCAAGAUGUCACAGCCUUAAAAAUUGCAAGGGACACGAAAUGCAACGGAAAUCUGAAUUUCCUACACACUACUUAUCAUCCGCUGAAGGCAUUAAACAACUAGUUUAGAAAUUUAAACUGUACGUUUAGUUCCCAUUAGGAAUAUUAUGUUCAAUUACAAUAUAACUGGAAGCUUAGAUAAUGGAAGUCGGACCAAACCCUAGUUGAAGCCAGAAAUAAUUUUUUGGAAGAUAAAUAAUACGAUAUUUUCAUGGCAAGGAAAGUGUCACGAGAUCCAAGUUGUGACGAAAAAAAAUCAUGCACAAGGAAAAUUUUCAUGCAACUGUGUCAACUAUUCUUGGAGAUGCUGAAGUUAUUCUUUUCCUAUGUCAUUAUUUUUGACAUCCUCAUUUGGCAACGAUGACAUCAGCCUCUUCCGCUGCCAGGUACCAUUCUAUCGAAAUUGAAAGGGAAUGAAAAGGGAAGAAGCUCGAAACCUUGACGACACGCGGUACAAAAGACAUAUACGGGUGCAGAAUAUUCACACACGUGGAGUUCUGGUUUGUUAUCUCUUUCAUAUAAAAGCAAUAAUUGACGAUGGAAGUGCGUUAAGUGUUACCGCUGCCAGAGACUUGUGUGUGAUUUACAAUAAUGUGUUUAUUUUCUUGUGACGAUCCGCGGACGAAAGCCCAAGAAGAGACGUUUCGAAGACAGGAUUAUAUGUUGGUUCCAUUCCAGACAGGCUUCCUUGGAAUGAAUCCUCUUCGUUUAGGUCUAUGCCUUAUUCUGUAAAGUGAAAAAUGAUAUCGUAAGUGAAACUGCAGAAAAAUCAUAAAAGAACGGAAAUUGUGCAUUGUACUCUUGUUUGCCAUUAAAAAAACAAAAUCCGGAAAUCGUAAUUACAGGUUCAUAUCUUAAUCAAAUGCCAAGUAAUUACGCCAAUUGGUCGUUAGAUCAGUUCCCUAAGCAGACGAUCCAUCCAGGAUCAUCUGUUAGAGUCAGUAGUAGUAAUUACAAAAUUCCGACAGAAUACAAACCUGUUUUGAUCUUAGUACAUCUGUAUGCGUGAGCUCAGUUCACACAUUUACCUCUUCACCUAGUUACCAACCUCAUUCAUUUUCAUCACAUGUUUAUAAAGAAAAUAAUAUUUUUCAUUAAUCGAAUGUUCACGAUAUAACGAACGAAGGCAGGGUUGUGUGCAGUCGAUGUAAUCUGUGAUAAUUGCGUGACUUAAUGAGGUGGCGAAAGUUCUAUAAAUUUCUUGUAAAAAUAUUCAUGUGGGAAAAAAUACACUCGGUGUUGUAUCUUUGUAACAAUGUCCCUUCUCAACCUAUGACAAUACAGUAAGAAUUGUAUACAGAUGACAGAUACUGAGAAGAUACUGUCUCACUACUGUCUCACUCCUCGCGAAAAAAGCGAGAGAGAAAACGGCAUGACUUGAACUUAAAGUGCUGAAUGUCAGCAUCAUGAACAUAUAAGCUCAUGAACAACGGUUAUACUAAUAUCUCUUACACGCUAUUUUAGAUUGUUUUCUCCAUGCAGCGAUUUGGUUGAUAAAUGUUGAUUCCAGUUAUACCGCAGCCGAUGCCCCAAACUGAAAGGAUUUUAAAUAGAGGCUAAUGAAUGCUCUACCAACUUGCGGCUACAGCGAUACUUCUAAUUAAUAGUUAGUUUCUGCUGCCUCGGAGCAACAGGCCCAGCUCCUUUAUGCGAAAGUUUAGUGCAGUUGUUUGGGAGUGGCUGUGGAUACUCUCUGGGUGUUCAGGUUAUUUGCGCGUUCCAGAGCGCUGUCUGAUGCUGUAGGCGAGUGCGAGCUGUCUAUGGUUUUCCCAUUUUCCUUGAUUU